AUGGCAACUAUUCGUGUUGGUUUUAUUGGACUCACUGCCGGGGGCGGUAAUGGCUUGGGUCCAGGUUCUUGGGGUAUCUCUGCUCUCCUGCCUACUUUCAUUCUUUCGCCACACUAUGAAAUCGUUGCACUCUGCAAUUCGUCUGUCGAGGCCGCAGAGAAGUCCAUCAAGUAUCAUAAGUUAGCACAUUCCACUAAAGCAUACGGAAAUCCAGAGGAUAUUGCCAAUGACCCAGAUGUUGACCUUGUUGUCAUCUCGGUUCACGUCUCGAAGCAUUAUGAACUGUCUAUUCGAGAGCGAAGAAACAGGGAGAAUGUGAAGACUGCUGUUGGCCUGCAACUUCGAGCUGAUCCGAUCAUUAAGAAGGUCAAACAGCUCAUCGAAGCCGGAGUUGUUGGUCGAGUGACGAGUACCAUAGCCUUGGGCUGUUUCAACUAUGCCCCAAUCGAUAGCUGGAUGGCAGAGGCAGACUUUUACCUGGAUUAUGAUAGCGGCGCUAAUGAGUAUCAUAUUGCGUUUGCUCACUUCAUGGAUGCCUUCACCUAUGUUCUAGGCGAUUUUGCCAGUCUCAAGUCUCUCUUGGAUAUCCAGCACCCCACUGUCAAAACUAUUGACUCGAGUUCUGGCACGAUUGUUAAUCCCGCACAUCACUUUUUUGUCCAAGGCAAGCUCGAAAAUGGCGCCAUUGCCAACGUCGCCUUCCGAAAGGUGGAUAAGACUGUAGACGGGAAGGGUCUUCGAUGGCUUAUCUCCGGUACCAAAGGGGAGUUUGAAUUAUCCAUGGAUGGACCUAUGCUGCAAAUGGAUCUGGAGAAAAAGCAUCUUCGCUUGGUUAUUGGACGAGAGGGGGAGGCACAGGAUAUAGAUUACAAUGACCCAGAUGAACCUAAAUAUACUAGGGAUGUGGCACCACCGGGCACCAAUACUGCUAGGAUAUUCGAGGGCUUUGCAAACAAGACAACUGCAGUUGCUAGUUUUGAAGAUGCAUUGAAGGUUCAUAGACUUCUAGAUAAUAUUGCAGAGGCGUCCAGCUUUUCUGUCAAGAGCCAGACCCUGGUAUAG
Messenger RNA from Trichoderma harzianum CBS 226.95, 1062 nucleotides. RefSeq lists its product as hypothetical. Gene Ontology annotation, molecular function: nucleotide binding. The transcript has 4 exons. The coding region runs from base 1 to 1062 and encodes 353 amino acids. Lineage: Eukaryota; Fungi; Ascomycota; Sordariomycetes; Hypocreales; Hypocreaceae. The record is from RefSeq and is a predicted model, not a curated record.